Mytilus trossulus (common blue mussel) is the source of this 2774-nucleotide messenger RNA. RefSeq lists its product as uncharacterized. The record is from RefSeq and is a predicted model, not a curated record. Bases 161 to 1987 code for a protein of 608 amino acids. NCBI's taxonomy places the organism in Eukaryota, Metazoa, Mollusca, Bivalvia, Mytilida, Mytilidae. The transcript has 7 exons.
AAUCCCCUAAAGCGAAAGUACACGCCUCCUUUAAUAAUCUUAUAAAGAAUGUGUGUAAAACUUCAAACACAUUUAAAGCGAAAUCAUACACACGAAAUUAAAGCUAUUUGGAUCUUAUUUUGUUAUUAACUUAUAUAUAAGUGUUCCUACACAUUUAAAAAUGUCUGGAAGAGGAAGAGGUCGUGGUAGAGGAGGGUCAAAUCGUGGCCGAGGAGGUAGACGGGGUCGUGGAGGGUUUGGUCGAAGCCGAGUUUCAAGAUCACAGAAUUGUAGAUCGCGAUCUCCGUCACCUGACACUAUUACAGAAGUGGCUGAACCUUCGAUGAAUGAUGUAAAGUCAUUUUUUAUGGGGAAAGUAUCAUUUGAGCAGCACUAUCAAGGACAAGAAGAAAAUAGAGAUAAAUAUGCUGCUGCUAUAUCUACAAUGAUGAACAGUGGUGUAGAUGUUGUACAAAAUGCACGAGUACGUGCGUUAGCAGCAAGCUGGGCAAGAAAGGACCAGGAGCUGGCCAGUGCAUUGAUUUCUGUUCGCAGUCAAUACUCCUUUGUAGAAGUCUUGAAAGCAUUAACUAUCUUGGAUGCAGGAAGGUCGGCACGUGUUGUUGAGAAAAAAAUCAAAAGGCUACAAUGUCAGAAAACAAAAGUGUCAGCCGCGAAGCUCGGGAAACUAAAAUCAGAGCAUGACAAUUUGUUAGCUCUUAAACCCAACAUCGGAACAGCAACUGGUGCCGUUGUAAAGCAGGUGAAUAAAUGGGUGAAGACGUUUACAAAAGAUGAACUGGAGUUCUUCGCUUUACAUUUUCCUGUAGACCCUUGGAAGAAGAUAGCAGACAUUUGCCACUUCAAUCCUGAAAAAGACUUUCCAGCGUUACCAUGGUUCCUAGGAUUUUGUUUUGGAAAAACAGCUCCAGAAGAUUCAAUUGUACACAGUUGCAAAGAUAUAAACGAAAAUAAUGUAAAUGAAUUGGUCCAAUCACAUCCAGUUCCGUAUGGUCACGUCAAAAAUUUGGACAAACACCUUACAGAGGAUAGUAAGAAAGCCAUAGCGUUGAAGGAGAAGAAAAUUGACACAUUAUUGUGGUAUUAUGAAAAUUUGACCUGUGCAUCGUUUGAUAAAGUUUUGAUGGAACGUUUAAAUGACGGCGAAAAAGUAACAUUGGCAAAUGGCAAAUUAAUGGAACGGUUAUUGAUCCUUAAAAUGGCCAGAGAGGGCAUAAAGGCAAACCCAGACGAAAUAUAUUUCACAUGGGAUUGGGAUGCACAGCCAAAUGGACCAAAUCUAGAAAAUCAGGAAAAUCUAAUUGAAGAAUCGAAAUCUCCUUUUUUAAAUCAUCUAAUCGGACAAGCUGAUGAAAAUAUCAGCAAAAUCAGGUUACCACUUGAAGAACCGAUUGUUAUAGUUGGUGAUGCCUCAGGAUCGAUGGAAGUUGCUAUCAAAACCAGUGUUAUAAUUGCUGGAAUUUUAACCAAAAUUACCUCUGCCAAAUUGGUUUUCUUCGACGAUCACUCUAGAGAUGCCCCAUACCUCCCCGAAAAUGUAGAACAAGUUUUAGAUUUAGCACUGUCCACAAAAGCAGAUAAUGCAACAGCACCAGCUGCUAGUCUGUAUCCAUUCUACAAGAACAAGGAAAUUGUUAAAACAUUUAUCAUUGUGACAGAUGAAGGAGAAAAUGAACAGUGUGAGGAAUUCUGGUUUGCCGAGUUAUUUGACAAAUACUACAAAGAGGUAUUCCCAGCUAGACUUGUCUUUGUAUCGUUUUUACCACAACAUAGUGAAGGUCAGAUGGUAAAAGACCUCAAGGAUAAAGGGUAUAAUCCACUCCAGUUUAAACUUGAUGACAACAAACCAGACUUAACUAAACUCGAUAGUCUUAUAGCUUUAUUGUCCCUGGAGACUACAGACUUUAACGACGAAGUCUCUACAACAGAACAGAAAAUUAAAUUAAACGGACUUUAUUCAGUGUUUUCCGAAUUGAGCUUAAAAUGAAAUCAAAGUUCGUGUCUGUCUGAAGAGUAGUUUGAUCAUGUUGAUAUCACCAAAGAUAACCAAACGCUUACAUCGUCCAUGGUUUGUCUUGGAAGGUUAAGUCAUCAAUGCGUAUCAUAUACGCGAAAAGAAUGAAGAGAGGAAAACACAUAGUGUCUGAAAAAAAAGACGGGGAAAGUACAUAUGUUAUCUCCUACUUUCCAGUAAUACUUGAACACACCCGCGAAAUCGCGGGCAUAUACAGCUUGUGAACUGUUGUGGGAUGAUUUUUUGUUAAAGAUAUUAUGUAUUGAGAAUUACAUAAAAGGUAUCUCCCUUUUUCCAAAGUCCGAUGUUUGUUUCCUUUCUGUUAAAUUCAAUUAUAUUCGUGUCUCUGGCCUACGACCACAAUUAUUCUUCUCCUUUGCUACAAUGCUUCUUUUGGUAAAAGUCAAAUCAAAUUGAAAAUUUGCACCGUUUCAAACAUAAAAUAAAUGUAACUGCUUAUAUAUAGACCAUUAUUAGUCUACUAUGCUUCCAUGACAACCCAUCAGUGCUUUUAGAGCCUUUUUUUUUUUUAAAUAUGCCAAUGGUAGGAUUUGAAUCAUGUAUAAUAAAUGACUUAUACCGACUUAGGCUUAUUUGAGGGGUUGUCGAUCGGAGGGGUCCUGAUCCCGAAAUUCCGGGCUUAAAACCAUGAAAUCCCGAGAUGCAGAAUUUAAGAAAUUCAUAUCCCGAAAUCGAAAAAUAUAUUCCCGGAUCCCGUAAGGAUCAAUCCCCAAAUCCCUAGCAUAAAAACACCCGAUCC